Messenger RNA from Perca fluviatilis (European perch), 1779 nucleotides. RefSeq names its product calcyclin binding protein (gene cacybp). The coding region runs from base 141 to 794 and encodes 217 amino acids. The record is from RefSeq and is a predicted model, not a curated record. Lineage: Eukaryota; Metazoa; Chordata; Actinopteri; Perciformes; Percidae. The transcript has 4 exons. Gene Ontology annotation, cellular component: nucleus. Gene Ontology annotation, biological process: heart development.
AAAUAAACAAGAAGAAGGAGGAGGAGGACGUUAUUCUGUGGAAGAUCAUCUUUGGAGAAAGUAACGUUACGUGCAGACUCACUCAGGAAGAGGACACAAUCACAUUUCUGAACCUAGCUAACAUAACUGAUAAAGCCUGAAUGGAUCUUACCGAACAGAUCAACCAGUUGGAGGCAGAUUUGCUGGAGCUGGGGUCACUCCUGGAGAAGGCAGAGAGGAAAAGAGUGCAGGAGCUGCUAAAGCAGGAGCAGCAGAAGGUGGAGAAGGAGCUUUCAGUCAAACGACAACAGAAGGAGAAACAAGCCAUGAGAGAAGCAGACCGACCUCUUGCCUCUAAAGGAGCGUACACAGUCAAGAUCAACAGCUAUGAUGUGAAAUUCGAGAAAUGUGAGCAUUUCGUAGUCCUUUUCUUGCCCACUGCUGAAUUCAGGCUCAGUGUUGACUUGCAUUGUACCCUUGGUUCAAUCUGCUUACUUCUGGUAGAAAAUAGAGCAACUGAUUCUUGUGACCGUCUUUUCUCCCUUCAACAGAUAAAAACAGACAUGAUCCUGGUCAUGUGCAAGAAACAGGCAACAAAGAAGUGGGAGUGCCUAACAACAGUGGAAAAGCAGUCAAAAGAGAAAGAUAAGCCCAAUAUUGAUGAGAGUGCAGACCCCAGCGAUGGACUGAUGACCAUGCUGAAGAAGAUUUACUCGGAGGGAGACGACGAGAUGAAGAGAACCAUCAACAAAGCCUGGUCAGAGUCCCAAGAGAAGAAAAUUCGAGGAGGAGGAGAAGACAUGAUGGACAUCUGAACUGCCCUCGCUGCGUGUCCACCUGACAUGACUUGAAUAUGAAAUGUUACGUGGACAUUUCCACAAAAUCUAUAAAUUCAGUGUACAGCUCAUAUAUAAAGGUUCAGGAUUAAUGUCUAAGCCCCGGAAGGCCUCAUUUUGACCAUGCUUUGAAAAUCAGGCUGCCGAUGUCCUGAUAGUCAUAGACCAUGAAGGCUCGGAAAAUAUGUGUACGAGCAUAAUGGCAGUGUCCAGCAGAUGGCAACCUAACAGCAAAAUAUAUACACAUUUCAUCACCUUUUUUUUUUUGUAAUGUCAGAUUUGAUGGGUUAAAGGACCACAAUGCAGUUGUUUUUUUCUUGAGAUUAAUGUCCAUUAGUAAUUCAUAGUUCAAAUUGGACCUGGGUAAAUUUAAUAUGUGAGACGUGUUCUGUAAAGUCACAUGUUAAUAUUGUUCCUUUGCAGAAUUCAGUGCAGCUAAACUAAGCUGAUAUUUAAGAUGUUUCCAAGUGUACAUUUGCCAAAGUCAUGCUCAUAUUCCUUUAACGAAGAGAACCAAAGGGCUCUUCUGGCUUCUCUUCUGGCGUCUUCAUAUCAGCUGUUUUUGGGGGGUUUUCUUUUGUCAUUCCAUAAAUUGCUCAAAUGAUAGCUGCAAAGACAGCACUGCUCACGCAUCAGUCCAGUGUAAUAAUUCACAUUACUGCAUAGGUCUGUGUUUGACAGAUUUAAUGUAUUUUACCCAUUCCUGUUGGCAUAGCUUAAUGCUCUGAAACACUUUCUUUGUAAUUCUUUAAUAUGACUGUUAGAUUUUCAUUGUGUUGGACAGUUUCCCACUAUAAUUUCUAUUUACAGCACUGUUGAAGUUGCCCAUUUCCCUCCAGCUUUUGGGAAUAUCUAAAAUGUAUGUUUAAUUAUGUUGAUUUUUUACCCUGGCUUUUGUCAUUGUCUUACAUGUAUUGUUGUCUGCCCUCAAACAAGUUCUCACAAAUAUAGAUCUUGAACUGAU